This is a messenger RNA of Entelurus aequoreus (snake pipefish), 6476 nucleotides long. RefSeq names its product ephrin type-B receptor 2-like. The coding region runs from base 141 to 3113 and encodes 990 amino acids. The record is from RefSeq and is a predicted model, not a curated record. Gene Ontology annotation, cellular component: plasma membrane; neuron projection. The transcript is spliced from 16 exons. Gene Ontology annotation, molecular function: ATP binding; transmembrane-ephrin receptor activity; protein binding. Lineage: Eukaryota; Metazoa; Chordata; Actinopteri; Syngnathiformes; Syngnathidae. Gene Ontology annotation, biological process: cell surface receptor protein tyrosine kinase signaling pathway; central nervous system projection neuron axonogenesis; protein phosphorylation.
AGCGGCCAGGCCAGUGAUUGUGUCCGAGCUGCAGGAGGUGAAACUCGGCGUCAGCUCCUCCUCCGCAUGGCGUCCUGGACAUAUUUCUAUUUCUAUUUCUAUUUCUAUUUGUAUUCCAUGUCCAUGUUUGUGAGCGAGCAAUGAUGGAUACUCUGUGGAUAUUAUGGAGCCUGCCGGCCGUCAUUGCCGUCGAAGAGACGCUGAUGGACUCCACCACAGCCACCGCAGAGCUGGGAUGGACCGUCUAUCCCGUGUCAGGAUCCAGCGACAACAGCUGGGAGGAGGUGAGCGGUUACGACGAGAACAUGAACACCAUCAGGACGUACCAGGUGUGCAACGUGUUCGACAACAACCAGAACAACUGGGUGAGGAGCAAGUACAUCCGGCGUCGAGGCGCACAGAGGAUCCACGUGGAGAUGAAGUUCUCGGUGAGGGACUGCAGCAGCAUCCCCAACGUUCCCGGCUCCUGCAAGGAGACCUUCAACCUCUACUACUACGAGUCCGACUCGGACACGGCCACCCGCACCUCGCCGGCCUGGAUGGAGAACCCCUGGACCAAGGUGGACACCAUCGCGGCGGAUGAGAGCUUCUCCCAGGUGGACCUCGGGGGCAGGGUGAUGAAGAUCAACACGGAGGUGCGCAGCUUCGGCCCCGUGUCGCGGAACGGCUUCUACCUGGCCUUCCAGGACUACGGCGGCUGCAUGUCCCUCAUAGCCGUCCGCGUCUUCUACCGAAAGUGCGCCCGCAUCAUCACCAACGGGGCCCUGUUCCAGGAGACCCUGUCGGGGGCGGAGAGCACCUCGCUGGUGGCGGCGCGGGGUGUUUGUAUCCCCAACGCCGAGGAGGUGGACGUGCCCAUCAAACUCUACUGCAAUGGCGACGGCGAGUGGAUGGUGCCCAUCGGACGCUGCAUGUGCAAGGCCGGCAACGAGGCGGUGGAAAACGCCACCGUGUGUCGAGCGUGCACCUCGGGCUUCUUCAAGCCGACCCAGGGAGACCAGUCCUGCGCGCAGUGUCCCAUCAACAGCCGCACGACCAGCGAGGGCGCCAUCAACUGCGUCUGCCGCAACGGCUACUACCGCACCGACUCGGACCCCUUCCAGAUGCCCUGCACCACGGUGCCCUCAGCUCCGCAGACGGUGAUCUCCAGCGUCAACGAGACCUCGGUCAUGCUGGACUGGGUGUCUCCCCGGGACUCGGGCGGCCGCGAGGACGUGGUCUUCAACAUCAUCUGCAAGAGCUGCGGCGGCGGGCGUGGAGGCUGCACGCGCUGCGGGGACAACGUUCAGUUCUUGCCCCGCCAGCUGGGCCUGACCGAGCCCCGGGUCUACAUCAGCGACCUGCUGGCCCACACCCAGUACACCUUUGAGGUGCAGGCUGUCAACGGGGUGUCGGACCAGAGCCCGUACUCCCCCCAGUACGCCUCCGUCAACAUCACCACCAACCAGGCUGCACCGUCCAGCGUGUCCAUCAUGCACCAAGUGAGCCGCACCAUAGACAGCAUCACCUUGUCCUGGUCUCAGCCAGACCAGCCCAAUGGAGUCAUCCUGGACUAUGAGCUGCAAUACUACGAGAAGGAUCAGUCGGAGUACAACGCCACCACCAUCAGAAGCCAGACCAACACCGUGGUCAUCCGGGGCCUCAAGUCGGGGAACAUCUACGUCUUCCAGGUGCGAGCUCGCACCGUCGCCGGCUUCGGACGCUACAGCGGCAAACUGUACUUCCAGACCAUGACUGAAGCCGAAUACAACAUGAGCAUCCGGGAGAAGCUGCCCCUCAUCAUCGGAUCUGCGGCUGCCGGCCUGGUCUUCCUCAUCGCGGUGGUGGUCAUCAUCAUCGUGUGCAAUCGGAGGCGUGGCCUGGACAGGGCGGACUCGGAGUACACGGACAAGCUGCAGCAUUACACCAGCGGCCACAUGACUCCAGGAAUGAAGAUCUAUAUUGAUCCGUUCACGUAUGAGGACCCCAACGAGGCGGUGCGGGAGUUCGCCAAGGAGAUCGACACAUCCUGCGUGAAGAUAGAGCAGGUGAUCGGUGCAGGGGAGUUUGGCGAGGUGUGCAGCGGCAACCUGAGGCUCCCCGGCAAGAGGGAGAUGUUCGUGGCCAUCAAGACCCUCAAGACGGGCUACACGGAGAAGCAGAGGCGGGACUUCCUCAGCGAGGCCAGCAUCAUGGGCCAGUUUGACCAUCCCAACGUCAUCCGCCUGGAGGGUGUGGUCACCAAGAGCAGCCCCGUCAUGAUCGUCACCGAGUUCAUGGAGAACGGAUCUCUGGACUCCUUCCUCAGGCAAAACGACGGUCAGUUCACGGUCAUCCAGCUGGUGGGGAUGCUGCGUGGCAUCGCCUCGGGCAUGAAGUACCUGGCUGACAUGAACUAUGUGCACCGUGACCUCGCCGCCCGCAACAUCCUGGUCAACAGCAACCUGGUGUGUAAAGUGUCUGACUUUGGCCUCUCACGCUUCCUGGAGGACGACACCUCAGACCCCACCUACACCAGCGCCCUGGGUGGCAAGAUCCCCAUCCGCUGGACCGCACCCGAGGCCAUCCAGUACAGGAAGUUCACCUCGGCCAGCGACGUGUGGAGCUACGGCAUCGUCAUGUGGGAAGUCAUGUCGUACGGGGAGAGGCCCUACUGGGACAUGACCAACCAAGACGUCAUCAACGCCAUCGAGCAGGACUACAGGCUGCCUCCCCCCAUGGACUGUCCCAGUGCUCUGCACCAGCUCAUGUUGGACUGCUGGCAGAAGGACCGCAACAACCGGCCCAAGUUCAGCCAGAUCGUCAACAACCUGGACAAGAUGAUACGCAAUCCCAACACCUUGAAGGCCAUGACCCCGCUAUCGUCAGGCGUACACCUGCCUCUGCUGGACCGCAGCAUCCCGGACUUUUCCAGCUUCAGCACGGUGGACGAGUGGCUGGACGCCAUCAAAAUGGGCCAGUACAAGGACAACUUUGCCAACUCCGACUUCAACACUUUUGACGUGGUGUCACAGAUGACCAUGGAAGACAUCCUGAGGGUGGGCGUGACGUUAGCGGGCCACCAAAAGAAGAUCCUCAACAGCGUCCAGAUGAUGCGGGCCCAGAUGAACCAGAUCCAGUCCGUGGAGGUCUGACCUUUCCCCGAGCGGAGUCGCGGUCCCGGAGGCGGUCGGGACGCGGGCCUGGCGGGCACUGAGGACGGAGCGGACGCUUUGCCAGUGUGGCGUUCUCCUCCACCCUUUACCCCCCCACCCUCCCCCCACCUCACCCCCCAUCCUCAGGGGUUGGCCAUGGAGACUUCUGAUGGCAAAAAAAAAACAAAAAGAAAAAAAAACGAGUGACCAGCAACACUUUUCUCUUCCAUCUUUCACCACUUUUCAUUGGUACUUUGGUUUGUUCUCAUCAUUUUGUAAAGAAUUUUGUAAGGAAAAGGAGACAAACGGAGCUUGUGGACAUUGAAAGACAAGAAGAGCUUGUGAAUUGCGUGGGAAAGCUACCCUUUAAAAGGGCACCAUGGAAGGCAAGAAGGGUGUGGACAUACCCACCAUCAAAUGGACCCUUUUGGCACGGACUGCUGUCAGGGAAAUGUUCAUCAAGACAGAAAAAAAAAUCUCCUUCAUUUUUAAUAUUGUGUGAAAUGUUGUGCUGAAGACCCCCAGGAUAUUUGUACCUCGCCCCCUAGUGGACAUAUCAAGACUUUUGCAAAGCAUGCUGGGUAACACAGCCAACAUUCUUCCAAAUAGACUGUACAACCACUGCAGUUUCUCUAGCAUAAUAUUCAAUAUUCACUUCUUACCAUUUCUUUUGGGGUUUUUUUGCGCAACACGUCAACUCUUCCAUUGCAAUCAUGUACAUAAACACAGCUCUGAUGGCGGGAAACAUGGGAGGGGCGUGUCACUACACCAUCGCUCCACGCUUGCGCGAAGGCCACGUCACUUCCGUUUGACAGCCGCUGUUUUUGUGCACGCAGUCACUGUUACCAUGGUUUUGUUAUUCCUGUCAUCUUCGUUCGGCUAACAUAACAAUUAAUAAUACAAUAUUUAUUUCGAAACCUAAAACGAUGUGCUCAGCAGCCUUAAAUGGCAAACAAAUCAAUAUUUGUGUUGCUACUUUAUUUACAUCAAUUCACAAUGCUGAUCAUUCAAAAGUCUACAUUUUGAUAGGACGCAUAUGUAACCUAUUUUUAUGGACUUGCCUCUUUGCGAUGUUAAGUUCCUGUUAUAAGCUGUUAUACAGUGUAUGCCUUGAGCUCUUAUUUUGAAGGCGCUAAGAGCGGAAGUGGUGACACGUUGUGGUGGAGCGGAGUUUGAAAACAAAGGAAAUAAAGUGGUCCAACGUGUCACACAACGUGUCACCACUUCCGCUCUUAGCGCCUUCAAAAUAAGAGCUCAAGGCAUAUAUGUAUAAUCAGAAUCAGAAUACCUUUAUUGUCAUUGUAUGGAAACAACGAAAUUGGACAGCAAUCCAGCUCAGUGCUUUUAAAACAAACCUACAUAAAAUUGUCUUAAGACAACAACAAUAAUUAAAGCUGCAAGCAGCGAUGGACGGGACCGACUUUGACGGCACAUAAAAUCCAAACCGGAGCAGUAAUUAAAACUCUUUCGUCAAAUUUUAAUCAGAAGGGUUCAAUCUCUCUCCUGUGCUAGUUUGAAGCCGACACGACAAACGCGCUCAGAGGAGAUAAUGUUUGAAAAAAGGUGACCGGUUUAUACAAAACUUUUGUUUUGAAGGUGGAAUUGCAAACUUCCUGUUGAUUUUUGCUGGGGGUUGUCAAUAUAUGAAAUGUAGGUCUAAGUGAGACCUACAUAGGGGUUUUUGUUUCAUGUCUCUACGACAUUCCUACUGGACGUUACAAGCAGUUUUGUCUGUGUUUUCUUCCUAGCGGGCGCUAGAGCGCAAUUUUUAGUUUUGGUGUUGGGUUUUUUAUUAGAUCGCAAUUUUUGCCAGUUCUGAUGUGUGUGUCCAGUUUGGUGAGUUUUGAAGCAUUGCGGAGGUCAAAUUAUAGCUCAAACAGGCAAAAGUGACUGUUUUUACAAAACUUUUGUUUUGAAGGGGGAAUUGCAAACUUCCUGUUUAUUUUUGCUGAAGGAUGUCAAUGUAUGAAAUCUAGGUCUAAGUGAGACCUACAUAGAGGUUUUUGUUUCAUGUCUCUCUGACAUUCCUAGUGGGAGUUACAGGCAGUUUUGUCUGUGUUUUCUUCCUAGGGGGCGCUAAAGCGCAAUUUUGAGUUUUGGGGCUAGGUUUUUUUGAUUAGAUCGCAAUUUUCGCCAGUCCUGAUGUGUCAAAUAUGGUGAGUUUUGAAGCAUGUUAAGGGGGUCAAAUUACAUCUCAAAGAGGCGGUGGAAUAAUAAUAAUAAAACGCUACAAUUACAAUAGGGUCCUCUGUCCCAAUGGGACAUUAGGUCCCUAAAAACCUUACAAUUACAAUAGGGUCCUCUGUCCCAUUAGGUCCCUAAUAAAACAAUUUAAAAUUUAAAAACAUAAUAAAAUGUUAAAAAAAAACAUAUUGCACAGUAGAUCUUUAUCAGAGGUAAGCAAGUAAUAAAGUGGUGAGUGUUCAGGUAAGUGCAGAGUUUAGGGCUAUAACAGCUCUACGAUAGAAACUGUUUUUCAGUCUAUUUGUCCUUGCUUUCAUGCGCUUAUAACGGGCAAGAGUUGAAGCCAGUGGUGACCUGGGUGGGAUGACUCCUUGAGGAUGCUGUUUGCUCUCCUGUUGCAGUGUCUCUUAUGCAGGUCCUCUAGAGAUGUAAGAGGACAUGCAGUGAUCUUCUGGGCCGCGUUUAUGACCCCCUGUAAUCUCUUUCUCUCUGCCACCGUGCAGCUAGAAAACCACACGUAGGUCAGUAUUAACAGCUUAUAACAGGAACUUAACAUCACAAAGAGGCAAGUCCAUAAAAAUAGGUUACAUAUGUAUAUACAAUUAAGUUACAGUAAGUGCCUUUAAUAAAACAUAUAUAUAUAUAUAUAUGACGUAAUGGGUGUCAGGGCGGCAUUCAUGGCAAUGACAGAAGAGGGACAAAGGGUUGAAAUUGUGGCGAUAAUACUCCCAGAUUUAUUUUUGUUUCGAAUACACCCAUUUUUCAUGUUCAUAAUCGUGUUCCCUUUACUCCAAGGUAAGCUAUUUAUUAUACAAAAUAUUAGUAAAACAUUCCAAUACAUCGCAGAACCUGCGUCGUAAAGAUAAUAAAAAAGCAAGUCCAGGAAGUGACGUUGUCUUCACGCAUGCGUGGACCGAUCCUGUCUUCCGGUACCCAUAGACAUGUUAUAAGUAGACGCAGCAUUGGCUGCUGUGACGCGAGAAAUUGGGCCGCCAUCUUGAAGUGGUGAUGAGGAGCCUAAACUGACAGUUGACAGGUUGAAAACAAAGAUGCUAAACUGACAGUUGACAGGUAGAAAACAAAGAUGCUAAACUGACAGUUGACAGGUAGAAAACAAAGAUGCUAAACUGACAGUUGACAGGUAGAAAACAAAGAUGCUAAACUGACAGUUGACAGGUA